Molecule: messenger RNA, 9344 nt
Organism: Nematostella vectensis (starlet sea anemone)
Lineage: Eukaryota; Metazoa; Cnidaria; Anthozoa; Actiniaria; Edwardsiidae
Product: COUP transcription factor 2
Exons: 6
Coding region: 3684-5792 (702 amino acids)
Biological process (GO): regulation of transcription by RNA polymerase II; anatomical structure development; cell differentiation
Molecular function (GO): RNA polymerase II cis-regulatory region sequence-specific DNA binding; nuclear receptor activity; zinc ion binding
Source: RefSeq, a predicted model, not a curated record
CUUAUCCAUAUUCUAAGUAUCUGUUUAACCGAAUCUAGAAAGGGCGCCUUGCCAGAAUACCUUACGCAUUCUAAUCAGAAAAGCAUUUUUUAAGCUCUAACAAAGCGAAUUAAUAAAAUGUUCCCCUCUCUGCGGCUUUUCAAGGCUUUUGUUAUCGUAGUUAUUACAGAUUCCAAGCGUUUGAUUUUAUCAUUACCUUUGUAUUCAAGUCUGUAAAAGCUUCACCAAACGUUUUUAGUUUUUUCUUUUUUCAUAUUGCUAUCUAUGGUUCAUUUUUUAGCCAUAACUUGUUCUUGAUACAUGUGUAAAAUGCAUUGAUAAAAUCUAGGGAUGGUUGUUCGUGGUUUAACCGUUUCUAAUUUCUAACCUUCUAUCAAACAGAAAACACAUCAGAAUUUCUGUUUUAAGAAUCUGUCGUUAGUUUUAAAUGUCUAGUGUGUAAAAGAGCAAAUCUUAUUCAGAAAUGUUAUUGUAACGAAAAUCAAGUUUGAGAUAGCACAUUGUCGCCUAGAGCCCCUAACAAGCGAUUUCAAACUAAAAAUAUGGUCGGUAACAUGUACCAUCAUCAAGAUUUGUUAAACUUCCUCCGUAGCUGUGAACUGUAGCUGAACUGUAGUUUAGAUACUUCAAUGGUAUAAAUUAUUUAUCAUUUUUAUUUAUCAUUUUUAUUGUAAAAUGCAAUGUGUAAGGUAUUUUCGGUUGAGCGUUGAUCUUGUUGUGGUCGUUAUGUUUCUUAUGUGCACCUUCCACUCGGUGAAGGCUGUCUUAUAGAGUUUGCCAGAUGUGUCGCUUUUCAGCUACUUUAACAUUUUCUAUCAAAAUAUAUUCUUUUAUUAUUUUCGAGAACAUUUUGUUGUUUGUUUUUUAACUCUACUAGGGGUUAAACUGCGAUAAAUACUUAUUCAACAUAGGGUAGUCUAUUAUACAUGUUCAUGAUGUCUAUCAUUUGUCUGCGCUUCCUACUACCUUGACCACCUCCAUUUCUAGGUAUUUUUAUUGUAUUUUUUUUUUCCGUGGGCAUUUUGGGUUGGAUUUGAAAAAAGAAAUUAUUUUAUCGUUUAUAGAACUGACUUAGGUGGCAUAUUGCAAGUUUGAGUUGCAUUUAGAUCAUCAUUAAUCCAGUCCCUUCUUUAUCUUUAUCCCUUCUUCUAUAUCCUCAAAAAGGUCCCAUUAUUAAACUUGAAUGAAAUCCUUUUUCCGAUGUUUUAUAUAAAUGAUAAAUGUGCUUCAUAAACUUUUCCUUGGUGUAUUUUACCUACUGCCCACGCUAAAAAGGCAUGGUUGUUAUGCACCUAUUUCAAAGAGCAAACGGCAACAGAGGGUAGCUCUGCUAUAAAAAACACACACAAAAUACCACAAGUCUCGCCAUAUACUAAAUGAAGGAAAAUGCAAAUAAAUAAUGCGUAUUUUUUUUAAAGAUAUCGCUCAUACACAUCAGAUGUUCCCAAAUCUCUUUUGCCAUCAAAGCAUUUUUUUCAUAUAAAUGAAUAAAGUGUCUUUGUGUAUUUUAAAAUUUAAUUCAUAGACCACAAACUCUUUUUAUACUUGGGACUUUCAUAGUAUUUCCAUUCGAAUGCCAAAGUCAUAAUUUGUUUGUAGCCUUGACCGUGCUUUACAUAUCAGAUCUCUAUAUCCCCUGUUCUACAACUUUCACCCCCACUCAUUUGCUGUUCUAUUUGAUUUCCUAUUUUUAUUUAUGACUUCAAGUAGUCUAAAAAAUAAUACAGUCAAGACCUAUUCAGGUUUUACAUCAUGAGCAAAAUAUGACCUCCAAGAUAGUUGAAAAUGAUUUUAUCUUGCACAAGUCAGGCAUAGACUAGUGAUACCAGUCAAGGUUUUGAAUUCUCCUUGGGCUGCUUUUGUAAAGCUUGAACCGUUUUUAUUUUAUUUUUCUAUACUUGCUCUGUUAUAAAUUCAUUUUUAGCAUGCUCAAUGCAUUUAGUGAUGUUUUAUUUGAACAACAUUUUGUGCAGGCCACUUUGUGUUUUAUCUUGAGAAUUAUAUUUACACUUAACAGUCCUUUUGCCUUUAGCCCCAUAUCAAACAUAUAUACGCGGGGAUUCCUGUGGAAGCAUAUAAAAGAGGGUCCCUGGGGCCUAUUCAAAACGACUUUCACGAAAAGAAGAAAAAAUCCGAAAAUUGGCUAAAUUUCGUCUAAAUUUAACGCUCACGUGACGCCCUGACGUGAUAAAAGGUCUGCAAUGCCAAAGCAGCAGUUUUUUUUUUAUAAAAACCUUUUUUUAUAAGAACGUCCAGCCUAAAUAAUAACAUUCUAAGAACAUGCCGAGGAUCAGAUAAAAGAAAAGUAUAGCUUUUGUUAGUCUGAUCCGUUCUUAAUAUGCAGAAUCAAAUUGUUUUCAUAAUAACAACGUUUAACUGUUUUAUUUCUGUAAUUCUCUUCCUAGUAAUUCAUUGGAGAUUAUAUCUUCAUAUAAAAUUUAAGAAGAUCUUUAAGAACAUUUUCAGCCAUAAAAUGCUAAAAAAAUAAGACCCAGGCCGGCCCGGACUCUACAGAAAAUUAAACGUUCUUAUAAAAAAGUGCAUCAAUAAAGUAGACAAUACCUCUUGAAUGGGUAUCAACUCGAAAUAGGAUCAAUAAGGUCAGUUAAACUGGGUCUUGAUUGGCCUUUUGGUCAUACAAAUAUGGUAAUUUUUUUCCUGAAUUCGCUUUCAAUGCUCAAUUUCUUGCGCUCUGGUGACUUCCUCGAACAAUAUUGUAUAAAAACAUCGCAUAUAUUUUCACAGCUGAUUUCAUUACAGUUUUAUGAUUUGUUUUCCUCCCAUUUCUCCCGCGAUUACAGCACCCUCCCAAGGCGUAAAAACUUAAUUUGGGAAAAUUGUCACGUUUUUCAUCACGUUUUAAUUCAGUCACGUGUAUUGUGCUUUUAUAUGUACCGUUUGAAAAAGCUUGUGCUUCGUUAACGUGUUUCGUUGUCCAAUGCGGAGUCCUUUGGUCCUUAUUCUUAUAUAAAAUAACUAAGAAAUACCAGUCUUCACCGCAAAGUCUCGUGUCAGGUCGCCUUUUUAUGCGCAUGCAUAAUAAAUGACGCUCAGGACCGAAUACAUUACGGUCAUUAUACUGAGUUCGCAGCUUUUUCCCGUCCGCGUGAGUAUUAUCCAAUAGUUUGCUCCGUUGGUAAUAGCACAAGCAUUAACGAGCAAGGAGGGUCUCAUGAAUUUCUACAUUGGUUGGAAGGGUGUUGCUUGCGACUCCGAGUUUCUUCCCCUAGUUUAUCUAGAUGCUCAAGCCAUCAUUUUCUCUAUUAACCCGGACCGUAAAAGCAGCAGCCCGAGUCUGUAAUUUCAUAACACACGCACCUAAAGCGAAAAUUUACGCCCAGUUUGUGGUCUUGCGACCUGCUGUACCCCGUGCUAGGAUGGACAAAACUACGGCUAGUGAGCUAUUGGUCAAUCAUUCUACAGAGAAAACUGAGAGUGGCUCUAUCUAGCGCCGCCAAGUUUUUGAUGACAUAUUUAAAGGUCUUAAUCUUUCGAACAAGUUAACGAACUCUCUGCUCAAAUUCCUACAAUCUUGUAAAAUUAUGGCUUAUAUAUUCGUGGAAAUCGCGCGGGCGUGAUCCUGAUGAUAAGAGUAACAGCAUAGGGAGUCAUUGACAAGAAGAUCUGAACUACGACCUUGAGAUUCUAUCCGCUUGACUGUUUCUACUAUCUAGGAAUUGCCUAUGUCUUCGCUGUAUGAAAUGGAGAGCUAUAAGGACAACAAAUCUGAGUCUGUAUCAGCCGUCUUCUUCCCGUUACCUUACGAGCCAAAAGAGACGAAAGACACUGAUUUCGAGCGUAAGUGGGCCAGACUCUUGAUGAAACAGGAUUCUAGCUCAAGUGUGCGGCGUCCACGGCAAUCCAAAGGCAGAGAAGAACUGACGGAUUCUGUAAACGUGUUUCAAGGGACCCAAGACUUAAAGAAAUUGUCAAAAGAGAUGGAAUCAGGUACUGGAACGUGGAAUAGGUCCUCGGAGCAAACACGCUGUGGGACCGAUUCGUCCCUGUUAAGGGAAAAUCACCGAGAGGACAGCCGAUCACGCAAAAGGUGCUUGAGUGAGGACGUCUUCGAGGGGAUGGAUCCAUACGAAAUUUGUGUAACAGAUAGAAGUGCAGAUCCCCAUCCAAACAUACGCACGAUACCGAACAUAUCCCUCGGGGCACCAUUCUCACGAAUCAAUAUAAGCAUCGUCCAUCCUGGAAGAAAAAUCAGCAUACGGACACUCGAAGGAAGAGAAAGCUAUUAUCCGGUCCCUAACGACAGCACACAAGGCUUGGUUUCUCUUGGCACUAGAACACUUGUCUCUGGUUCCACCUCUAAGAGACCGUACACCGCCGGAGAUUAUGGAUGGCCAGAGCAAGUAAACGGGUCGAGGCCAUUAUCCUUACUCCAUUUAAAUCGUAACUCUGCCUUUCAGAGAUACAAUCGAAGCCAAGAGAGAUCUUUAGAAGCCAAGCGAGUUUUUAGCAGGCAAGGAAUUCACAGAGACGAUUGGCCAUACGAGGCUCAUCCAUCCAACUAUAACAGCUCACAAUGGCAGCUCAACAGAGAACUCAACAAAGGAAGGUUUGAGCCAGAGUUUGUACAGAGUUCUGAAGUUCCACCCUUCCCAGCACGACACACCACCCAGGAUGUCAUACGAGAAAGACGUCCCAAUCUCCCAACACAAAGAUAUAACUUUUACUUAGAAGACUCUAAAAUGCAGCAGCAUAGCAGAGGUCCUCGAUAUUUGAGCCCGGAGGCACCAAUGGUCGAUCCGACCACUCAAUCCAUCCCCAUUUGCCUGGUCUGCAAUGACCGUGCGAGCGGCCGCCAUUAUGGUGUGAUGACGUGCGAAGGCUGUAAAGGGUUCUUCAAGAGGAGUGUACGCAGAAACAUGGUAUAUCAUUGCAUGUUCCGCGAAACUUGUAUCGUGGACAAGGUAUUGCGUAAUCGAUGCCAGAAGUGCCGAAUGGACAAAUGCCUCGCCGUUGGAAUGCAAAAAUCCGCUGUCCAGUACGAGCGGCGUCCUCUAAGCUGCUCCACCCGGACCAGCACACUCAGCUCAUCAAGCUCACAUUCCUCCACCCUUAAUAGCCCUGUCAUGGACAAGUCAAUUAUCGGCCCGGAGCAAGUGCCUUUGAGCUUAUCACUGCUCAACAUCGAGUGUCCAAAGGACUCAAUUGAAUACCUAUACGAGGUUAGUACGCGGCUUGUUCUACGUAGCAUCGACUGGGCACGUGGGAUUCCCGCAUUCCUCUCAUUACCAAGCCUGGAUCAAAUCACACUAUUAGAAGCUAGCUGGUCUGGGAUCUUUUGUCUUGGUGUUGUACAGUGUACAGAGAUAUUUCCUCUUGAUGUACUUUCUCGACUCGUCAAGAAGAAGUUUGCGUGUGCUGAUGACGACGACGCAGAGCAUGAUGGGAGGGGCGUGGCUUUUGUUAGCAAGUUGAGCCUGGGUCAGCGUCUUACUGCUAUGCGGAAUCUCAUAAGUAGCAUGCGUAGAAUGAGUGUUGACGCCACCGAGUUUGCGUACCUGAAAGGGCUUUUACUUUUCGACCCCGAUAAAGCAACUGUUAACAUAAAGCAGAUCACCGACCUCCAGGAAACAAUCAGCGAAUCACUUCAAAUCUAUCUGAGCAAGAGACAACCUCCUGAGACCACGCGAUUUGCCUCACUACUACUGCGGUUACCCGCCGCGCGCAUGCUCACACACGAAGUUCUUGAAGAAGUAUUCUUCCCUCCAGUCUUCAACAAUUCCAAAAUACUUUUGCUGAUUGCUGGUGCAGUAGGUGAUGCAGGGAGUACUUAGAUCACUGCCAAUCCCACCAAACGUGAACGUUCACGUGUUGUCGAUUGAUUCUCUUUUAGAGUUGUCUCAUGUCUGUAUACGAUAAACGAAAGGUAUCGAUGAGCACAUCAAUGCUUGCCAUUCGCGUGACAUAAGAUUGGGAAGGGCCGCCCUUAGCCGUGUAAGCGGUCUCAAUUCUUAUUGUGCCGCUGUAGCGAUAGGGACUGUCAAACACUAAACGUUUGUAAGGUACAAAUAAGCCAGUUUAUUAACAUAUGAAGUAACAGUAGGUUAAGUCCUGGCCGAGCAACAGGUGAAAGCCAAAAGGUUACCCAUGACAAUCAAUGGUAAAAAUAACAUGAAAUUUGAAGGGCGGUCCUCUCCCUUUUCUAUCGAACCUUGUGUAUCCCACAUGCUCGAUAGGCACACAAUCAUGUACUCAGAGAUGUACAAAAAGAGCAUUAUGUAAAUAAUAACAUAUCUAUUUUCUUUGAGAGAUCUAUUUUUUUUUUGAUAUUUUAAGAUUGUUUCGCUAUUAUUUUUUUCAUAUCUAGAAAAGUCUGAUAAAGCUAGUUAUUAUAUCUUUAUAGUUAUUAGUCUGAAAAAAAAAAUAUGUAAAGAUAAAUAUACCUUAAUUUUCCGCGAUUUAUUCGAUGAGUUGUAUUGAUAGAAAAAUUGGAAUGUUAGAUAUCAACCAGAGAUCCCCUAUGUCGCGAACCGCAUUUUCUCAUAGAUAUAAAACAAAUAGGUAUAAUCAAGCAUAGUUUUGUAAAGUUGUCGUUUCCUUGCUUAUGUACCUGUAAACAACUACUUUUUUAGCGGCAUAGCCAGGAUUUUUAACAGGAGGGGGCCCAAAAGGUCUCUUCAAGGCUCUUUUGUUUCAUACAUUUACUGUACUGUAUUUGGCUGGUAAAAGGGGACGCCCGGGCCCCCUGGGCCACCGCCCUGCCAACGACCCUGUACUAAUGCCCAUAAACAUUUAGAAGAAUUUCAAUGAACAGAAUUCUGCAAUUUAUACGUUACAUACAAAUAAGCCAUUGCGUUUUUUUCCUAUCAUUCUGGAAUGGGAAUGGUCAGUAGAGAAUUUUCAGAAUGGCAUUCUUCUCAGGUACUAGAAUAAGUGGAAUGGCCUUCAUUCCAUUCCGAAAUAGAAACGCGGGAUUAACGAACGCACACUUAUUCUUUUAUUAUCAUUCUCAUUCCGGAGUAAUGAAAACAGUCGCGCUUAGAUAGUUGUAUAACGUACAGCUCAUAUUGGUCAACGAGCACUGUACUAUACUUGAAGCUUAUAGUAUCAUAUUUAACAAUUAUUCGCCGAAGGGAAGUAAAUGGCGGUGAAUGGCGAGGCUAUCCACUUGGCGGGGACUCAAGAAGACAAAUUUUUCUUUAAUCAUUUUAUCGAAUUUCCGACAUUGUUUACCUCUUGUCGCGUAACAGUUUUGUUGAUGUUCAUAUCUGUUUUGCGAUUUCGUUCGCUCUGUACAUUGAGAACACCAAAUUCAUUCUGUUUAUCGUAGAAUUUUUUUCUUUCGCUUUGAAUCCUCCACAGAACAUAAGGUAUAUUCAACUAAAAUACUUCUCUUGAUUGUUGAUACAUUAUGCAGGUUAAACUUUGAGUAACUUGUUGUUUCCUCCGUAUAAAGUGACGAUAUGCUGCUUUCCUAUGUCGCAAAAAAAAAAGAAAUAGCAAACUUGAAUUUGUCGCGCGCGUUGCAAAAAUUGUCGAAAACAGCCGAUUUCCGCAGCCGCAUUUCGACAAUGAAUCUAGAUUAAUUUAAGCAAAAAUUCUGUUUUAAUUUAAAGCUCGAUAACUUCGGGUGCGAAAAGCCAAUUUCCGCAGCCGCAUUUCGACAAUGAAUCUAGAUUAAUUUGAGCAAAAAUUCCGUUUUAAUUUAAAGCUCGAUUACUUCGGGUGCGAAAAGCAAGUUUUUUUAUGGUAAUAUCGAAAAUCGACUCAUUAUUCCGAGCCUUAGCGGUGAAUCCCGACAUAGCGAGCCAAUCAGCGCGUGUUUUUAUGAAGUUCCCGCCAAGUAUAUAUAAUAAAGAGUAUUAUAGAGUUAGUAGAGCAAUUUUUCAUUAUUCUACUGCUAAAUAAAUCGCUUUUGCCUUCAAACUAACAAAAUUAAUUGCAUUUUGAUUGGUAAAGCACUGAAACCAGAAUGCGGUUCUCGUCGGUCACAGAAUGUUGAAAAAAUCGCAAAAUACUUUAGAGGAAUUCUCCGCCUUAUUUGAUGUGAGAUGAGUAAAUCACCUAUUUCAAAUGAGUCUGCGUUUCGAGAAUCCAUGAUCCUAGCUUCGUUGCCUCCAGGGUAUCAGAUACAUAUAUAUAUAUAUACAGGAUAUAGGUUUAGGAAAACCGUAUUUCUUCUAUCGCUUUUUUGCUUGUGAACGCCAGACUGAAUUUUGGUCAACAACCUUACUAGCAUAUCUUCUUGAUCGAAAGAGCAGGUUACCAUCACAGCACAUCAUAGUAGAGGGAGAUGGAUAGGAAACCCAGCGAAUUUGAAAGGACAUAAACAAUAGGCGCUCUCUGAUGAUCACGAACGUGCACAAACCAAAUGUACAGUACCAAGAAAACAUAUGGACAAGAUUUAUAAACAUAUGAAAAAAACAUUGUCGUUUGGAUUUCUGGUACUGAGGAAUUCUAGUUUCUUUUCAGAGACUUUCUCCAUUGACUAAAGAUGGUCACAGUAACUGCUUUUCUCUUCUGAUUAUAAGCCAUAAAGUUUGCGAAGCACCUGCGGUACGGCAGCCUUAAGAAUGAAAAAAAUGCCAAAUAAGGAAUAUAUUAGUUUCCUUAAGGAACGUCCAUUUAUGAUCCAGAGAGGGGCGGGGGGGGGGGGGGGGGGGGGGUGAAUGCGUGAUAAUUUUGAUAAAAGUAAGGGAUAAAUUUACACACACGCACACCUCCAGAAAACCGAAGAAAGAAGAAGCAAAGCCAGGAACGCAAACGACAAUUAGUUGCCCCCCCUCCCCUUCAGGAGGAACAAAAUUUUCCAGCCCCCCCCCCCCCCCCCCCCUCUUAUGCUUCCCCGAUAUUUUCGCGUAUUCGGGCACAAAUCGUUUAUUGGCUUAUUUGAAACUUUGCUAUUUUUUUUUUUACUUUCUUUUAAUCUUUGUUAGUUUUAUACAGCAAUGUAAAUGUUUAUACAAGUGACGAGGCGUUGAGAGUAGAGCUCUAUCUAACAAACUCGGUGAGCUUUUAUGGCAAGUAUAGAAGCGUUUGUACGAAUCUACAUCAACACUGAAGAUUUUCAUAAAGAUCGAAGUGCGGUAUUGAUGCAAAAAACGAUUCUUCUUUUUUUCCAUAUAAUUUUUUGUACUGUACGCUCGACUUGUGCACUGUUAUGGUCAGAUAACUCGGAAGAGAACAAUAACAUGCCUCUUUGAAGUUCGCCGGGGUUUUCAACCCUCUACUAACUACUAACUAUGAGCACAUGUAGUUGUUGGUCUCGCAGUUUAGAGUAUUAUAUAGACUUAUUUAGACUGUAUAUAACAUAAGUGCUUUUACUACAUCGAAGCGCUCUAUUAAGGCUAUUAGGCUAUAAGAAAAUAAAAAUUAUUUUCAUGAGA